Molecule: messenger RNA, 2825 nt
Organism: Trichomycterus rosablanca
Lineage: Eukaryota; Metazoa; Chordata; Actinopteri; Siluriformes; Trichomycteridae
Exons: 5
Coding region: 1329-2294 (321 amino acids)
Source: RefSeq, a predicted model, not a curated record
CAAGGAACUACAUUUUCAAGGCAUUUUCGAAGUCAGGGAAGACUUUGGCUGUGACACUCAAGAUGGCUACCAGACAGGUAGCUGUUGAGAAAAAAAAGGAAGCAGCAAAAGCUAGGCUAUCGAAGUUUAGGGAGAAAAUUUACAGCAAUCCUGAGCUACUUGAGGAGUACAGAAGAAGAGAGAGACAGAGGUAUCAGGAACGUAAGAAAAAUAGAAAAAUAAAGACAACUCGUGAUCUGACCAAAAAGCAACAUGACAAAAAGAAAAAGCAAUGGAGGGAAAACUCAGCCAAAUAUUACAGAAAAAAGAAACAACUUCAAGCACUUCUGGACAUCACCCCAGCGAGUGAGAACGAAAAUUCCUUUCAGCAUGAAGAAAUAAACAGUCAAGAACUCAAAAAUUCAAACAGUGAAUACACUGCAGAACAUAAAUCCUUAACAGAACACAUCCCAGUCACAUCGUUGCUCACCAUCAGUUUAACACCAACAACAGAAGAAAGAUACCUAAACCUGGCUGGACCAGUAGGAGCAUCCACUCCACACACACCACCACCAGAAACAAGAAAAAAAGAAAGAAGAGCAAAACUUGUAAGCAAAUUAAGAUCAAAAUUAAGAUAUGCUGAAGAGAAACUUCAGGAGAAGUCUUGAAGCAAGGAAGAAGACCGGCCAACAGGCCAACUGUAAAUAAUGUGCAAAAGGUCAGGAAAACCAGAGAGGGUUUCCCAACAAUUCCCAACAGCAGCAAGAGGAGGGAAAUGAGAAAACUUGUAAGCCGUUUCCUGCACCAAGAUGAUGUCUCCACUGUUGUCAAUGGGAAAGCUGGAGAGAUAAGGCAAAAGGGACAAAUCUACAGAAAAAGGACCCUGUCUGACACCCUGGGUAAACUUCAUAGAAGAUUUUGUGCUGAGAACCCCGAGCAAUGUGUGUCCAAAGCCCAGUUCUUCAAACUGAGGCCAUUUUGGAUAGUUAGGCCCAAAGUCACAGACAGGGACACAUGUGCUUGCAAAAUGCAUGAGAACUUCGGCCUAAAAAUAAAAAAGUUGCAGCAGCUUGGGGUUCUCAAAACCGCAAACAUGAGAGACAUUGUAGAGUCCAGUGUGUGUGACUCAAACAACAUGUCCUGCAUGUACAGACGAUGCCCGGACUGCAAGGAAAAGACAUUUCUCACAUCACUGGAUCCUUCGACCCAAGGAAACAUUGUUACAUGGCAGGAGUGGGUAACAAGGUCUAUCAGCAUUGCGAAGACUGGCAAAGACGGAUCCAUUGAAAAGAAGGAUGUGAAAAACUUUCCUUGAAAACAAGAACACUUCGAUUGAAAAGCUGGUGGCCAUGACAAUUGAGAAUCUCCCAAAUUUUGCAAUACAUCUAUUUAACAUAAAGCACCAAUUUGUGGCACUCAAAACUUUGAGAGAGACCCUCUCUGAGACUGAUGUGGCAGUACAUGUAGAUUAUAGUGAAAACUACAGCUGCAAAUACUCACGUGAAAUCAAGGAGACACAUUUUGGAGGUGGAAACCAACAAGUAACCCUCCACACUGGAGUAGUCUACCUCAGCAGUGGCAGGGUGGAGUCCUUUGCAUCCAUCUCAAAGUGUCUUCAGCAUGAUGCCAAAGCAACAUGGGCUCACAUUGACCCAGUGAUGAGGAAAAUACGAGAAAAACAUCCAGAUGCCAGAAAUAUUCACUUUAUUUCAGAUGGUCCAACAUCCCAAUAUAGAAACAAGACGUCUUUCUACUUAGCUUCCACAGUGCCUUUCAUGCGAGGAUUUCAGUGGGUGACAUGGAACUUUACAGAGGCUUCCCAUGGUAAAGGUGCACCAGACGGAGUAGGCGGUGCCUUAAAGAAUCUGGCAGAUCGAAUUGUCGCCUAUGGAACAAGCAUUCCAGAUGCAGACACACUCUUUGAGCAGCUGGCAAAGAAUUCUUCUGUGACCCUCUAUAAGGUAUCAGAGGAAGACAUUAAGGCAAGCAAUGAAUUGGUUCCUACACAAUUGAAAUCAGUUCGGGGGACAAUGAAAAUUCAUCAACUUACAUCCACAAAACCUGGAGUCAUCAGCACAAGGGAAGUGUCAUGUUUUUGUGAGAAAGAUUGCCAAUGCUUUUCUCCAUGUGUCCAUACCUUCUCUGAAAGAGAGGAGAGCCCUGAUAACGCUGAAUCUACCAUAGAGGUUGGACAGUGGGUCCUUGUUGAAUAUGAUGCCGAGUUGUUCCCUGGCACAGUCACACAGGCCAACGGGACUUGGAAUAAAACAUUUAAAACUGCUUUGCUUAAUAAUUAUUUUUUACUAGAUUGUUGAUGGACAAUACGAAGUGGACACUAUGAGCUGCGCAGGAGAAAACCGCUUCUUUGUCCCGAGCAUCCGAUUUCCUGGAGAAAGGGUCUGGUACUACCGCAAUGACAUACGGGACAUAAUUCCGGAACCACUUCCUGUUACCUCUUCAGCAAGACACUUUUGUGUUUUGCCUGAAAUAUGGGCAAGACACAGAAAAGUUACACAUCAGUGACUAAAAAUUUUACAAGUCUGAUUGGUCACAGCAGGCAUGCACCACUGGUCUUACGAGCUUGUGGAGUUGGAGUCUCUGAGAGAUCUUUGUUUGAAAUUUGUUGGACAGUUUCCAUUAGUUCAUUGUAUUUGAGAUGUUUUAUUGUUGAGGGUGCUGUAGGCUACAUGAAAUGCUUCUUUUUAUGACCAAAUGUUUGUAGGUUAAAUGUUCAUAGAAAAUAUGAAUUGUUCAUGAAAAAUAGAUAUUGUAUGUUAAAUAUGUAAGUCAUCUGAACCCUUGCUUAUUUGUUAAUGUAUUAAACUGAUUAACUUUGCUAAAUCUCA